Lolium rigidum is the source of this 1932-nucleotide messenger RNA. RefSeq names its product cysteine-rich receptor-like protein kinase 6. The record is from RefSeq and is a predicted model, not a curated record. The coding region runs from base 1 to 1932 and encodes 643 amino acids. Gene Ontology annotation, biological process: protein phosphorylation. NCBI's taxonomy places the organism in Eukaryota, Viridiplantae, Streptophyta, Magnoliopsida, Poales, Poaceae. Gene Ontology annotation, molecular function: protein kinase activity; ATP binding. The transcript has 7 exons.
AUGGCUUGCGGUCUCCUUCUGUCCGUGGCGGUCGUCGCCGUGACGCUGCUAGCAUCGCCGCGCGGCAUCGUGGGAAUAUACCCGUGGGUGAUCUGCGAAGAUGACAGCCUCCUAGCGGACAGCACUUACAAGGCGAGCCUCAGUCUCCUGGCCACCACCAUGUCCAAGAACGCCUCCACAUCCCCGCCGGGAUUCUUCGCCACCGCGGAGGCUGGCAUCGCCCCGGAGCAGCUGUGGGCUCUCGCGCUCUGCCGUGGCGACGCCACCUCCUCCGACUGCUCCAGCUGCCUCGACCACGCGUUCCAGAGACUCAUCACUUCCUGUGACUACAAGGUGGCCACCAUCUACUACGACCCCUGCUUGCUUACCUACUCCAACGUCCACUUCCGCUCGGCCGACGACACCCUUUACAGCCCAUAUCACCCCAUCCGCUACAGUUUGAACGCCACCGCUGAGCCGGCGCGGUUCCAGCGUGUCGUAGCGGCGCUCAUGAACGCCACUGCCAGAAGCGCCGCCUUCAACUCCACGCGCCUCUACGCGUCCGGGCAGGCCGACUUCGACAAGGAGCUGCCAGAGGUGUACAGCUGGGCCCAGUGCACGCCGGACUUGUCGCCGGACCGCUGCUGGAGCUGCCUCCUCCGGGCCAUGAGCGAGUUACCGACCUUCUUCACGGACGCCAUCGGGGCAAGGGUUCUUGGGAUCAGGUGUAGCAUCAGGUAUGAAACACAACCCUUCUUCAAUGGCUCGGCGACGGUGCGGCUGUCGUCGGUAUCAUCAGCCACAGGGCCGGCGCCGGUCGUGGUGCCGUCUCUAGCAGCGGUUGGACAAGGAAGAAAGUUCAGAGUUCCUACCAUGGUUCCUAUCAUUAUGUUGCCUAUGGUGGCAGCCAUAAGCGUCGUCGGCUGCUUCUUUUUCUGGAAGAGCCGUGAGGCACUGACAGAAGAAAAGCAACAACAUCCCAGCUAUUCCGAAGAUAUUGAGAGUGUAGACACGAUGAUGAUUGACAUUUCAACACUGCAAGCUGCCACUUGCGAUUUUGCGGAGAGCAACAAGCUCGGGGAAGGUGGAUUUGGUGUUGUGUACAAGGGAACGCUCCCCGAUGGCGAGGAAAUAGCAGUCAAGAGGAUGUGGAAAAGGUCAACACAAGCAUUAGAGGAGUUGAAGAAUGAGCUGGCUUUGGUUGCAAAGCUCCAUCAUAAGAACCUUGUCAGGCUCAUUGGUGUCUGCCUGGAGAAGCAGGAGAGACUGAUUGUGUAUGAGUUCGUUCCUAACCGGAGUCUCGACCUCAUCAUCUUCGCGGAAGACGUUGUGAAGCGUGAGCAGCUCGACUGGGCAAAGCGGUACAAGAUCAUAGAUGGAAUUGCUCGAGGCCUGCAAUACCUCCAUGAAGAAUCUCAGCUGAAAGUAAUCCAUCGUGAUCUGAAAGCGAGCAACAUCCUACUUGACAUGAACACAAGCGCCAAGAUCUCGGACUUCGGCCUCGCAAAGAUCUUCCAACGAGACCAAACACAAGGCAACACCAACCGGGUCAUUGGAACAUAUGGAUAUAUGGCGCCAGAGUACAAGAUGCGUGGGAACUACUCUGUGAAAUCGGAUGCGUUCAGUUUCGGGGUUAUCGUCCUAGAGAUCGUGACUGGGAGGAAGAACGAGGAUGACAGAUGUGGGCAAUCUGAAGAUCUCUUAACCAUGGUCUGGGAGCAUUGGACGACUGGGACAGUGCUAGAGGUGGUAGACCCAUGCAUGAACGACGGCUCCUCAGAGGAAGAGAUGCUCAAAUGCGUCAAUAUAGGGCUUCUCUGUACGCAGGGGAACCCAGCGGACCGGCCAACGAUGUCUGCGGUGGUUAUGAUGCUCGGCAGCGAGACUGUGAAUCUCCCUUCACCGUCCAAGCCAUCCCUCGGCUCGAGGAGGAAUGAUGCAGGCGUCGACUAG